Erythranthe guttata (spotted monkey flower) is the source of this 3531-nucleotide messenger RNA. Lineage: Eukaryota; Viridiplantae; Streptophyta; Magnoliopsida; Lamiales; Phrymaceae. The record is from RefSeq and is a predicted model, not a curated record.
AUGUCGUUUAUAUAUGCUAAAUGUACUCGUCAAGAGAGGUUGCCUCUAUGGGAGCAUUUGAUUCAGUUUAGUGAUAAUUGUGGUGAACCCUGGAUAGUAGGGGGCGACUUUAAUGUUAUCAAAGCCCUUAAUGAGAAAAUGGGAGGAUAUAAAAAUCUCACGUUGGGGAUUCAGGAGUUUAAUGAAUUCUUAAUCGAUUCUCGGCUUUCGGAUGCAGGAUUUCAGGGUAAUAUGUUUACAUGGAGCAACAAUCAACGGGGUCGUAACUGUAUUUGGCAAAGAAUCGAUCGUUUUCUUAUGAAUGCGGAGGCAGUCACUUCUUGCAAUUUCCAAGUCACCCACCUUGCUAGAGUGGAAUCGGACCAUUGCCCGCUUCUCAUUAAAUUUAGCCAGUUAAUUCCUCGAAGGUCCCGUUUUUAUUUCCAGAAAAUGUGGAUGGACCAUUGUGAUUUCGAUUCUUUUGUUUCUAAUAGAUGGAUAUCGGUUGGGGAUAUCGGCAGAUAUUCUUUUGAGAAUAAACUAACUCGACUUCGCAAAGCCCUUACAAGAUGGAACUGGGAUACGUUUGGGCAGAUUGACGUUAAUAUCUCCUCCAUGCAGCGUAGGGUUGAGGAAUUGGAGGCUCGUCUUUCUAAUGUAUGGGAUGAUACCGUUUUUAAUGAGUGCCAAACCAUCAAAGACUCCCUUAACCAACACAUUAAAUGGGAACGGGAACUACUUAUUAGUAAAGCCAGGAUCAAAUGUUUUGCGGAUGGAGAUCGCAAUACGAAAUAUUUUCAUGCCCGGAUUAAAGAUCGUAGAAAAAGGAAUACAAUUUCACUCAAACUCCCAGAUGGCACUUUCACGUCUGAUGGGCGUACCAUCGGGGAGAUGGGGAUUGCAUACUACUCUGAACUUUUUAAAGCAUCCGAGUAUCAUUUGGAUCAAUCUCUUUUCUCUCACGUGGAAAGCAAGGUUACGGCGGAAAUGAAUGAGGUGAUAUGUAAAAUUCCGACGGAGGAAGAGGUUUUAUUGGCUAUCAAAUCGCUUUCACCGGAUAGUGCUCCAGGGCAAGACGGAUUCACGGGUCAUUUCUACGUCGGGUGUUGGAAUAUAAUCAAGGACGACUUCAUGCAGCUUGUGAGUGGUUAUUUUCAGGGCGAUUAUCUCUCAAAGGGAAUGACAACCACUCUUUUGGUCCUUAUUCCAAAAAUUGAUAAUCCAGAAUGUUUAAAUCAAUAUCGGCCAAUCAGUUUAGGGAAUUUUGCUAGUAAAGUGAUUUCCAGAAUCAUAGCUACUAGAUUGAAUGCCAUUCUCCCGUUAAUCAUAUCUGUAGAGCAAACGGGUUUUCUCAAGGGCCGCAGCAUUCACGAAACCAUCGCCAUUGCCCAAGAAUUAGUUUCUGAUAUUGAUAGGAAAGUCGAAGGUGGAAACGUGAUAUUUAAAUUCGAUAUGGCUAAGGCAUACGACCGACUAGAAUGGAGAUUCCUCCUUAAAGCAUUACAAUCUUUUGGCUUUUCUCAUCACUUGAGACGUAUGUUUAAAAAAUACGAAUCAUCUUCUGGUCAGCUCCUUAGUUUGGACAAAAGCGCGUUCUACACCUCCAAGAAAAUUCCGGUGAACAAAAUCAGUCAGCUUAGAGAGUGGAGUGGUUGCUCCCAUAAAUCCCUGCCGUUAAAAUAUCUUGGGGUCCCGAUUUACAGAGGACGAUGUAUGGUACAACAUUUUGACUAUUUAGUGCAACAUGUUCAAAAUCGUUUGGACGCUUGGCAAGCGAAAUUACUAUCCUUUGGUGGUCGUAUCACCCUUCUUAAAUCGGUGCUUUUUAGUUUGCCUAAUCACACUUUGUCUUCUGCAGUGGUUCCCCAACAAAUCCUAAUUCGCAUGGAACGGCUUUUUCGUAAAUUCCUAUGGGGAAAACAGGAGGGUCUGGGAAUUAAUUGGAUUAGUUGGGAGAAGAUUUGCCAUCCUAGAGAAGAGGGCGGUCUUGGCUUUCGGUCGUUAAUGGUUACGAAAAAUAUUUUAGCCGGAAAAUUAGCUUGGAAAGCUUUGGAGGGUACAACUCUUUGGGCGCGUUUCGUCAGGGCCAAAUAUGGUGAGAAUUUCCAUAAUGGCCCUCCUCUUCAUUCAACUCCUCUUUGGAAGGAAGUGCAUAAACACUUCGAGACUUUGGAGAAUCAUACUUGCUGGAUUGUUGGGAAAGGUAGCGUCGAUUUCUGGCGAGAUAAAUGGAUUCAGGGGGUGACCCUCGAUGAACACAAAACCAUGACGUUCAAAGAGGCCAAAAGUAAACCGCAAGAAUGCAAGAGUUUUCUUUCCCAGGAGCAGCAACAUAUCUUCGAUUUGAUAGAGAUCAAUGAGAUGGAGGAGGAUCGCCUUAUUUUCACGAAAUCGACUUCAGGAAAUUUUACGGUGAGCGAAUACUGGGAUCUCGUUCGUCAUAAAAACCCUCGAGUGAAAUUUACAAAAAAGAUUUGGCACCCACACAUUCCGCUCAAAGUCGGGGCUUUCUUUUGGAAGCUUGCAUAUGGGGCUAUACCCGUUGAUUUGGCCCUGCAAAAACGAGGUUAUCCAUACCCAUCCAAAUGUAGGUGCUGUGAAAAACCUUCCCAAGAAAGUUUGACACACCUUUUCGCGCAAUCAGACGUCGCAAGAGGGGUUUGGAAAUAUUACGCUGAUCUGUGGCUUAAACCAUGGAUGUAUGGUUCCAUGCAACACCUGAUCAAAGCUUGGACACAUGACUUUAGGAGGGACACUCAAGAGGGUUUAAUGGCACUUGGCAUUUUAAUGAUAGGUUGUUGGGAAAUUUGGAAAAAUCGUUGUCGAGCAGUAUUUGAAGAUAUUCCGAUGAACACGGCUACAAUUAUCCGAAACAUCUUUCCUUCUCUAGUUACUUUAAACGAUAUUAUGAAGGUUAAAUUGCCAACAUCUCAGAUCGGUAGGCAAGUAAUGCAAGCUCUUCGGCUUCCACUUAAAGCUCCGUUUCUUGGUCGGGGUAUAUGGGUUAAAUGGAUCCCGCCAGAAGCUCGGUAUAUUAAAGGCAACGUGGAUGGUUCCUUGCAUGGCACUGCAUGUUCAGGGGGUGGUCUCUUUCGAACCCAUGAUGGUCAUUUCAUUCAUGGUUUCUCUCAUAUAUACGGCCCUGGUUCUCAUAUUUGGGCUGAAGCUUCAGCAAUUCUCGAUGGUUUGCAGAUGUCUACGGAAAUGGGUUUCGAUAACAUCAUUAUCGAAUCGGAUGCCAAGCUUGUGGUGCAUAUGAUUUACCAAAGAUCAGUUGUUGCGUGGGAUUUAAACUAUGUUGUUCAGGGUAUACGACGGCACCUUUCGGCGAAUCGACGAGUGGUUCAUACGCUCAGGGAAGGCAACUACCCGGCAGAUAGUUUAGCCAAAUUGGCGCAUGGGCAUCGUAUGAAGAUCAGAUAUAGAUCUAUUAGUGAACUCCCUUCCUCAAUUAAGCGGUUAAUAUUAAUGGAUAGAUUAGGUUAUCGUAAUUUUCGUAAAGGUUGCCAUAAACCAUCAAGUGGUUCUUCCGAUUUUUUAUUGCCAUUGUAG